GGUCUUUGCCUUUUUGUAUCACUCACUUCCUCCUGCAGUCCCCAGUGCAACUGUACUUUGAGAGAGUUUCAUUCAGACCACUAUUAAGAAUUAAAACCUCUUUUUGGAUAAUGCACGGUUAAAGAAAGGAUAACAAUGCAGAACAUUAAGUGUGUCGUGGUCGGAGAUGGUGCAGUGGGGAAGACCUGCCUCCUGAUUUCCUUCACCACCAACGCCUUUCCUAAAGAAUACAUUCCCACAGUUUUCGACAACUACAGUGCACAGUUGACUGUGGAAUCUAAACUUAUCAGCUUGAACUUGUGGGACACCGCCGGACAGGAGGAGUAUGACCGUCUGCGCACUCUCUCUUACCCUCAGACCAACGUCUUCGUCAUCUGCUUCUGUGUGACAAGCCACACCUCGUACGAGAACGUCAAGCUAAAGUGGUACCCUGAGGUGUCAGAACAUUGCCCUAAAGUUCCCAUCCUGCUGGUGGGCACUAAAAAGGAUCUUAGAGAUGACCCAGAGGUUCUGAAGAAGCUAAAGGAGAAGAACCUCUCCCCUCUCACCCAGAAACAAGGUGUGGCGUUGGCCCGACAGAUCCAGGCCACUAAAUACCUGGAGUGCUCAGCUCUCAGCCAGGAUGGGGUGAAGGAAGUGUUUACAGAAGCAGUUCGAGCUUUUCUCAACCCGGGUCAAGCAUUCAAGAAAACAUGUGUGCUCCUUUAAAUGUACUGGAACUUGCAUGUGAUGCAUAGUUUGAUUACAUUAUCCAUUGUAAUAAAAGAAAAGUAACUUUUAGUUUACUUUGUUGGAUUUUGUUCUUGGGGAAGGACUUUGUAAAGGAAUAGUUUAAAAUUGAGUCAAUAUGUACUCAACUCCCAUGUCGUUUCAAACCCAUAUGAGUAUAUUUUUUCAGUAAAACACAAAAGGAGAAACUUUUCAGAAUUUUCAUACAGCUCUUUCCAUUCAAUGACUGCCAAGCUCUGUGACUGUGAUUUUGUGUAAACCGUGGUAUAAUGCUUCCUCUACCUAUAAUGCAUUACUAACUAUCUAUCUAUCUAUCUACUGUAUCUGUAAAAUGGGUGACAAAAGAAAAAAGUUUUGAUUCUGUGGUAUUUGUAGUUGCUGAAAUUGAUCAUGUUGACCAUUACAAAACUCUUGAAGUUUCAACUCACAUGCUAGAUUCUAUCUUUGGACAUUUACCACCUCUUGCUUACAGUAAUAAUUAUAUUUCUUAGUUUUUUCUUUGUGACUCAGAUUAUAGUAUAAGGUAACCAAGACUCUAGUAAGUAAAGCUGUAAUUAUUUUACACUAAUAGUCAUUGAUUUACACUAAUAUCAAUUGAUUAAUAUACUGUACUUUGAAGUAAUUGGGUGAAUCUCAUGAAAACAUGCACAUGUCCAAAAUCCAAAGGAGAAAAAAGGUGUUUUUUCCUAUUAUUUUCAAUGGUGAUUUUCAUUAUAUUCCUAUUAUUGUAUUAAAUUAGGCUAUUUUUAAUGUAUUCCAUUGGCCAGGUAACAACAUUUAGAGUAUACAAACAUAAUGUCAUGUAAUGAUAAAAAAAAAAAAGGGUACUGAGUCGAUGCCAUUUCUAUGCCUUUUGGUUAUCUGAGCCAAUUCAAAUGGUCACUUUCUCAUAGGCCAACACUUUCAUAGUAUUAAAUGGUUUCUGUGUGAAAUGCUGACUGUGUACUUUCCUGCACACAUUAAUAAAAAGAAGGAACCGUUCA
Messenger RNA from Myxocyprinus asiaticus (Chinese sucker), 1712 nucleotides. RefSeq names its product rho-related GTP-binding protein RhoG-like. The record is from RefSeq and is a predicted model, not a curated record. Gene Ontology annotation, molecular function: GTP binding; protein kinase binding; GTPase activity. Lineage: Eukaryota; Metazoa; Chordata; Actinopteri; Cypriniformes; Catostomidae. Gene Ontology annotation, cellular component: cytoplasmic vesicle; cell cortex; cytoskeleton. Gene Ontology annotation, biological process: regulation of actin cytoskeleton organization; actin filament organization; establishment or maintenance of cell polarity. The transcript is spliced from 2 exons. Bases 136 to 708 code for a protein of 190 amino acids.